UUAAUCGAUCUUGUCUUCUCCCCACGCGUGCGCGUCCGUGGGUUCUUCUUGGUUACGCCCGUGAAGACCGUGAGGGCCAUGCCAGAGAGGGCUCCACGGGCUCCUGCUCCCGCCCCCGCCCCCGCCCCCGCCGCCACCAUGCAAGACUACUCCAUCUACGAUCUCGCCGCCGCCAUGACAGCCGCUAGCAAGGAGACGGCCGCGGACGGGUACUUGGCGCGGGAGGCCAAGAAGGAGGUGAGGGAGAUCGAGUUCUUCCCGAUCAGCGCCGCCAGCCACGCCGCCGAGUCCGAGUUUGCGACGGCGAUGCGCUGGACAACGCCAUUCCCCUCCGUCACGCCCAGCGUCGGGGGCUACGCCGCGCCCCUGGACCUGUCGCUCAGACUGUAGGGUUUCGGUCUCUGCUGGUAGAUCGACGAACCAGCUUCUUGGGGUUUUUUGGUUGCUUAGUUCUUGGGGUUCGUUAUUUUCGUUGCUAA
Messenger RNA from Lolium perenne, 479 nucleotides. RefSeq lists its product as uncharacterized. NCBI's taxonomy places the organism in Eukaryota, Viridiplantae, Streptophyta, Magnoliopsida, Poales, Poaceae. The record is from RefSeq and is a predicted model, not a curated record.